GCCAGCCAGCCAGCCAAGACGCGCGCCCUCUCUCCGGUCAGAUCCGCUGCCCAGAGGCUAGAAGACGCCAAUUAGAUAAGAUAGAGCGAGUUAUGCGCACUUACUGAACUUCAUCUGUUUUGUUUUUCUCUUCUUGAAUCCCCCCUUGUCCUCUGUCACGAUUCCACCCCAGAGCCGCUCCACGGGUUUUUUAUCGUCCAUUGGUCCCCGAACGGCGCGGAGGAAGUGGUCCGUGGUCUUUCUGGUGACCGUCGUCGCGAUGGUUUUGUUAGUUCUAGCCAUUGCUGUCCCGUUACUACUGAUCCGCACCUCUAAAACCACCGCUCAUUACUAUGAGAUGAUGGGUACCUGCCGGAUGGUUUGCGACCCGUACAGCCCCAAACCGGGAGGCGCCACUGCCAUGGAGGUGAUCCAGAACAUGAACGGGGUGGCUCCGCUGCCGCCGAUGGCGCAAGGGAGCCGGGGGGAACCAGGGCGACCGGGUAAACCGGGACCUAGGGGCCCACCGGGCGAGCCGGGACCCCCUGGUCCUAGGGGUCCACCGGGAGAGCGCGGCGACGUUAAAUUAUCAUUCCCUGCGCUGACCGGAGCUGCAGGGGGUGACAACAGCGAGACAGAGGGGGUUAACUCCACUGCGAGCGGUUUCAGGAUCGCUUUUUACGUCGGUCUGAAAAAUCCGCACGAGGGAUAUGAAGUGUUAAAGUUUGACGACGUGAUUACAAACUUGGGGAACCACUACGAUCCGAGCACCGGGAAGUUCACCUGCCAUGUGUCCGGGAUCUAUUUCUUCACGUAUCAUGUGCUGAUGCGGGGAGGAGACGGGACCAGCAUGUGGGCCGACCUGUGCAAGAACGGACAGGUUCGAGCCAGUGCUAUAGCUCAGGAUGCAGACCAGAACUAUGACUACGCCAGCAAUAGUGCCGUGCUGCAUUUGGACUCUGGAGACGAGGUCUACGUCAAACUUGAUGGCGGCAAAGCUCAUGGAGGAAAUAAUAACAAAUAUAGCACCUUUUCUGGUUUUAUCUUAUACCCCGACUAAAUAUGCUGCAGCGCAUCCUUGGACAGUCACUGAAAAUAGUUUACAGCCAACAAUACCAUCGAUUAUGCCACAUUGACAGGCUUCAUCUGCAACUGUAUGUUCUGUUACUUCAGUCAAAGAUCCUUUCGUAUAUUUUUUUGAACUUAAGUUCACCUGGAGGCUGCCGUCAUUAGUGUGUAUGUGAUAUCUUAGUGUGAGGAAGUACAUGUUGUGGAUAAUUUAGAGCACGCCUGGGAGAAAAUAUUGCUUGAGCUCCUUUCUAAACUACUAUGGAAACAAUAGGCCUUAAGGCUUAGGCUAACAACUGGAAGCUUGCAGGCUGAGAGGUUCUAUUAAAUUGACAUGUAUAUUAAAAAUAUGUGAUAUUUCUAAGAUAAUGUAAAUUGAAUGCCAAAUAAGCAGUUUUCAGAGUACAAAUUAGCACGUAAUGUUUGUCCUUGAGGCCUGUCAAUAGCGUCACUGAAAGCAUUCAUGGCUAAAUCAAUUCAUUCAAUGAGUGCUGACCUUCCAAGGAACAGGAAGGAAAAAAGAAGGAAGCUACUGUAGUUGUGUUGUACAAUCCAGCUUUAUUUAACUUCCUCAGCCAGAUUAUGAGCCUCUCCAUGUAAAUUAUAGUUUGUGGAAAGUUAAAGGGGACCUCUUAUGUUCAUUUCCAGCGCCAUAUUUUAUUCUCACAUUCACGUAGAAUAGAUUUGCAUGAGUCAGUUAGAACUAAUUCUUAUUUAUCUAACGUUGGGCUGUGAUGCAGCCCCUCAGCUCAUCCUCAGUCUGAAACAAGCCAUUUUACCUACAUUCCAAGUCCCUUUAAGCCACCUUUCUUCUGGUUGGCUGCCCCUCAGAAACAGGUGGGUGGAGCUUCUGUGCUCACAGCCAGAGUUGUGUGCCUGUGAUGGUCAUCACGCAGAUCCAAGAGUAGAAAAAACUGUCAGAAACAAAGCUUUUAGAGCUAUCUGAAGUCUGAAUUUUUGACUCACGUGAAUUAUUUGGACAUUCACUGAUGUCAUUAUUUAAUAUUUUAGCCAUAUGCAUGACCACAAUCCACUAUUGUAACUAUGUGUGUGUGUGUGUGUGUGUGUGUGUGUGUGUGUGUGUGUGUGUGUGUGUGUGUGUGUGUGUGUUAACUGAAGCAUUAGUUUAUGUUACAGGUGCAACUAAGAAAUUAUUUUCUUGUUAGUGACUAAGCUAUGACACUAGCUUGCUACACUAGCUAGCUGUAGCUAUCAGUUAGCCCACUCAAAAGCUUGUAAAUAUUGUUUCCCCAACUUUAUUAAAAUUCUUUAUUGAAUGAGAUUAUGCACAAUAAUAAGGGAAAAUAAUGUCCAGGUUAGGUAAACAGCCUGGACAAAAUAUAAGUUUUUUUUUUGCUUUUUUUUUUGACUGAGCAGUACUAACAUGUCCCUGGCGAGCUAGCAUAAUUGUGGCUAGCCCACCGUAUAAAACAGUUUUCCACUUACAAAACUGAUUCCACCAAAACUCCUGACAAUUCUGAGCCACAUUACUUCUUUCUGCCCUUAUUUAUGUUUCCCUCUUGCUAACAACCAAGCACAUCACCACUAUGUGCGGUUAAACUGGAGCAGCAACUCAGAAGUAAGGUAUAUGAGUUUUACAUGUCCAUCUUAAAACAAUGGUAAGGCACCAAUAACCAUGUUAAAACUGUUACUUGUUAAUGUGUUAAGCCCUCCUGUUAAUACUGCUUUCAAAUGUGGUUUCAUUGUAAGUGACGGGGGGAGAUAUCAUGUAAAAAGUCAUCCCAGUGUUCAAUGUGGCUUCAGGAGUCGUAUACUUAUAUCACGUGUUUCUAUUCUUCCAGUCUAGAGUAGCACAGAAACACUUUAGAGAAACAGAAAGGAGGCGGGAACUAAAAAUACUGCAAAUUUUGAGGAUGUUUUGUGAUUAUGGAAGCCUGUCAUUAUGGACGGAUCUAAUAAUGGUCAGUAGGGACAGGAGGAAAUAUUAAAAUGUUUUCAUUGUUCAUUUGAGAAUUGUUUUAAGACAAACUUGAAAAAAAAAAUCCAUCCUUUAAAGAGAACUGCAGUACAUUAAACUCUUGAAACAGUGGAAAUCGCCAGAGCUGAAAGAUGUGGAAGACAUUCACUGUAACAAGGAAAUCUGUGGGGCUCUGAGUAGUGUCCAGUGUCUUAUCAGUGUCUUACAAAGUAACCAAUCACCACACAUGAAAGAUACCAAUGGAUGUCUCACGUCUGUUCUGUUUUCUUCUCAUUUGCAUCAAUAAAUACU
Molecule: messenger RNA, 3277 nt
Organism: Archocentrus centrarchus (flier cichlid)
Lineage: Eukaryota; Metazoa; Chordata; Actinopteri; Cichliformes; Cichlidae
Product: complement C1q-like protein 2
Exons: 2
Coding region: 260-1039 (259 amino acids)
Molecular function (GO): protein binding
Source: RefSeq, a predicted model, not a curated record